CACACGCGCAGCCGCCAGUCGUAACCGAGGGUGCCUCAGGGACGCUUUUUUAUUGGCUCAAGCCUUGUUCAACCUCCUCUUCAAGUUAAAGGAGGAAGCGACUAAGAAAGAAGUAAAGAAGCGCAAGGAUGGAAUUUAAAAUCGAACAUCAGUGGAACAGCUUGCCAAUAUCCCAUGAGCCGAUAAUAAUCAAGCUGACACCAGAAAAUGCAGGAAUACUUAUGGAAGUGAGUGCUCCAUUUUUCAAUGAUCCUCCAGCUCCUCCUGGUGAGUCAGGAAAACCAUUCAAUGGACUGUGGGACUAUGAGGUUGUAGAAGCAUUUUUCUUGAAUGGUCAAACGGAGCAGUAUUUAGAAGUGGAGCUGUGUCCGCAUGGACAGCAUCUUGUAUUGUUGCUUUCUGGCAAACGGAAGGUAUGCAAACAAGACCUCCCUUUAAUGUUUGAAGUGUCAAGAACAAGUACCAAAUGGAAUGGCAAAGCUCAUCUACCUUGGAGCUAUUUUCCACCAGCCUUUGACAAAUUUAAUGCAUUUGCAAUUCAUGGAUCAGGAGUUAACAGAAUUUAUGAAGCUCUCUACCCUGCCCCUCAGCUUGAGAUCCAGAAAGAACAGAAGCCUGAUUUCCAUCGUUUAGAGUAUUUUAAAAGUUUUAAGAUAAAGCAGUUAAUGGGAGAUAAUUGGAGGCAGCCAGAAUCAGAACUAUGGGCAUUAUACAAACAUAGCAAUUAGGACAAGAAAUAGCACACCAACUAAAGUAAGGCAGGUUUCACACCAGAUAAUCUCUCAGAAAUAAGGUAUCAUAUUUUCUAGUCCAAGCUAAGCUAAUAUUUCAACAAAUUCGUAUUCAGGCUUCCGCCACCUUUUGAUGAUUCACUUUUUGACAACUCACUGUUUUGCAAGGCAAGUUCCAUUAAUUUGAUGAGGGGUUCACUCUUUCAUCAGUUCUUCUUCCUAUGAGGCUUGUGCACACCUAUGGAAAUAGCAGACCCCUCCUUGAAUCACGUGAAAGCUCUUCUUGUUUGAUCUUGAAUUAAAAAAUGAUAUAUAGUGUGCUAUUCAUUGGUUUGCUGUGAGUUUUCCAGGAGGUAUGGCCAUGUUCUGGAACAUGGCUAUACAGCCCGGAAAACUCAUAGCAAACCAGGUAUUCCGACUAUGAAAGCCUUCGACAACACAUUGUACUAUUCACAUUUUACAGCAUCCAGAAUACAUUUGCAAGCUUUAAAAAUCUUCGGUUUUACUUUUUAUAGAAUCAUAAGAAUCAUAGAGUUGGAAGAGACCAGAAGAACCAUCCAAUCCAACCCCAGCUGAUUCCAUUUUCUGAUGGCACUUCAAUCCCUAAUCCAUCAGAUAAGCAGCCUUCCUUUAUAGACUUUUUCCUCACAUACAAUUUUUGUAGCAAAAUAUUUCAAAUUCUAAUCAUUAAAGGGCCUUUGUGCGUCAACAAUGUCUCCCUUGGAAUGCAAAAAUUAAAAAGGUAGAAAAAUAUUUGAACAAGUAUGCAACUUAUUUCUGUGUCUUUGGACACAUAUGUUCAUCUGCACUUGAAUUUCAACUGUGAUGGUUAUAGCAUGCCUUCUGAUAACUGAUCAUUAUUUCUACAGUAAAUGAAGUGGGAAAAUCAUUUUUGGCAAAGCUCUACUUUUGUUUCUAAUGGAUAGAAAUCAAGAUAUAGUCCAGCUGUAUGUUUUAAUGAAUCAGUAAAGCAUGGCAUUUGGAGCAUGAGUGAAACACAAAGAUUUUCCUGGUCUAGUAUGCUGGGUGGACCCUUCUUGGAUUCUGAAUAUUUAUCUUUUUGCAACCUGAGCAUAUAAUUCUUACAUUUGCAUUAGUAGUUAUUCAGCCUGCUCAUAAUAUAUUCCACUACCUCUGUUUCUUCUUGCAUUUUCAGUAAAUUAACAGUAAUUCUUCAAAAGGAUUUAGGAUCCUAAUAACCUUGAAUUCAUGGAAAAUCAUUUCUUUGAAUUUAAGCAAAACUUUAAAAAAUGGGGAAAAGGUGAAAUAUGUUUCAUUUAACCAGAAAUAUAUAUUGCCAAAAUGUAUUUAACAGGCUAAUUUGUGAGUUGUGACCAAGAGCUCACCAGGGUAAUGGAGCUUGACAGCAUGAAGACAUACUCCCAUGGGCAAUUAGGAGGACAAGGGUUGCCUUCACAGUGUUUGUGACAAUUGUGCAGCAAAGAUAGAAUAACCAUCAUCAUAUUUCCAGAUCUUCUGAUAAUAUGUUGAAUUAUUCUAGCAUAAAUUGAAUGGUGCCUGUCUGUUUCCUUACCUACUAAUCAGCCAUGAGAGCAUGAUUCAUCUUCAUCAGGGUGCAGUUGUGCUUGCGGCACAUUGUACAAGGUUGUAUUAGCUCCUUCUGAAACCGGGGUCCUCAAACUUUUUAAGCAGAGGGUCAGUUCAUGAUCCCUCAGACUAUUGGAGGGCUGGACUAUAGUUUGAAAAAAAAAUGAACACAUUCCUAUGUACAUAGCACAUAACUUAUUUGUAGUGCAACCCCCUGCCCCAAACCCCAAUACAAUAUUUAAAAUGAAGAACAAUUUUAACCAACAUAAAUUUACCAGUAUUUUAAUGUGAAGUGUGGACUUGCUUUUGGUUAAUGAGAUAGUCAAGUUAAUUAGGAUUGUUGUUGUGUGGCUUCAAGUCAUUCCAGACUUAGGACUAAGUCUAAAGCUUAAGGCAGGGGGCAGGUAAAUGACCUUGAAGGGCCGCAUCUGGCCCACAGGCCUUAGUUUGAGAAACCCUGUUCUAUAGUGUUCCCAGAAGUACCUACCUUGGCACAACCCCUCUGAGUAUUCCUUUUAACUGGUUUUGCCUCCGGGUUACAAUAUGUUUUAAACCCAGUAUAAAUUUUUAAACUGUGUAUUUAUUGUGAUACUGUUAUGUUAAUUUAACCUGCAUAUAAUUGUUGGUUACAUAUUUUGUCUUGUCUUUUUGCUUUUGCUUAUGUAUGUGUUAUGAUUUAAUUUUGUUGUAAGCCGCCCCAAGUCCUUUUGGAGAGGGGGCGGGCUAUAAAUAUAGCUUAUUAUUAUUGCUUAGGAAGGCCCUACUAAAUUCAUGAGAUAACCAUAAGUCAAAUGACAGUUCGAAGACACAUACAUUCCAGUAUAUGUCACCUAUAAGAUUUCCAGCUUCUAUCUGGUGAGCUGAAAGCAACUGUGUCUCUGCACACUGUGUAUCAAACAGGUUUUCUUUUCUCACGCUAUACUGAUUGUGCCUUGUGUAAAGAAAUAAUGGAUUGACAUAUAUUGAUUCAGGUGCUUUUAUGUUGUCUCUUCCCAUCAUACAUAGACCUGAGCUAGCUGUGUUCUCUUUUAAGUCUGUCUUCAUUUGAUUUAAACUUGUUUUAAAGAUACUUUAAAUCCAAAUAAAAUCUGAAUUUACAAAUGAA
Anolis carolinensis (green anole) is the source of this 3384-nucleotide messenger RNA. RefSeq names its product chromosome 5 C4orf33 homolog (gene c5h4orf33). Bases 129 to 728 code for a protein of 199 amino acids. The transcript is spliced from 7 exons. Lineage: Eukaryota; Metazoa; Chordata; Lepidosauria; Squamata; Anolidae. The record is from RefSeq and is a predicted model, not a curated record.